Messenger RNA from Anneissia japonica, 1760 nucleotides. Its product is annotated as corepressor interacting with RBPJ 1-like. Gene Ontology annotation, molecular function: transcription corepressor activity. Gene Ontology annotation, biological process: negative regulation of DNA-templated transcription. The transcript is spliced from 6 exons. The record is from RefSeq and is a predicted model, not a curated record. Gene Ontology annotation, cellular component: nucleus. NCBI's taxonomy places the organism in Eukaryota, Metazoa, Echinodermata, Crinoidea, Comatulida, Comatulidae. Bases 66 to 1583 code for a protein of 505 amino acids.
CGCGCCGUACCGUACCGUCUCUUCUUCUUGUCAUCGGACUUUUGAUCGGACAGUCAAAACUAAUCAUGGGAAAGUCAUUUGCUAAUUAUAUGUGUAAAAAGUGGUUUCAUCCUUCCUCCUAUGACAAUAUUAAAAGGGUAUGGAUGGCCGAACAAAAACAUUUGAAAGAAACAGAAGCACAAGACCAGCUUCGUGCAGAGUAUGAAAAAGAACAAGACACUCUAAACAAUAGGUUAAUGAUGGGAGAUGAAAAGGUCAAACAUGGCUUGACCUUUAUGUACGAAGCACCAAAGGGUAUGCAACGCGACAACAAUGAGAAGGGAGAUGAAGUGAAAUUCGAGUGGCAGAGGACCGCACCCCGUGAGUCAUAUGCCAAAGAUAUGGAAAUCCGUGAUCAGCCUUUUGGCAUCUCUGUUCGCAACGUUAAAUGCAUCAAGUGCCACAAUUGGGGCCAUAUCAACACAGAUAAAGAGUGUCCAUUGUAUAACAAAGCAUCUGUUGACGAGCAAUCUGGGCCAAGUAUGAAGCAACAGGAACUCAUGGAUGGGAUGAGAGAGGGCGGCCUUGCAUUGAAGACCAGUGUUCUUGGACGUCAAAACAAUACAAAUGCAUUAAACCAGCAACUGGUUGGUAGUGAUGAUGAUGAAGACGAUGAUGAAGUUGCUUUCCUGAGAUCCUUAUCUAGUGAGCAAAAAAAGAAGCUGCUGAAAAAACUCGACAAACUGGAGAAAAAACAAGCUAGAGGCGGAGUUGACAAAAAGAAGCAAAAGAAGUCUUCAAAAAAGAAAUCUAAGAAACGCAAGUAUUCAAGUUCAGAUAGUGACAGCGAUUCUUCUUCAGAGGAAGAAAGACAGAAGAGAUCCUCAAAGAAAAAGUUGAAGAAAAAGAGAGAUGUAAUUUCUAGUGAAGAUGAAGACUGUGAAAGAAGGAGAAAACACUCAAAACGAGGAUCAAAAAAACAUAUUAAAAGAGAGCCUGAUAGUAGUGAUUCUGAUCAUGAUGUAAAUAGAAAGAAAAGAAGAAAAUCAGCAAAAUCAAAACGGCAUGUUGAUACGGAAUCCAGCGAUUCAAGUGACUCGAGUAGUAACGUUGAUACUAGAAAGGGACGAAGAUCGAGAAAACAACGUCGAGAAUCAAGUGAUUCAAGUGAUAGUAGUUCAGAAAGUGAAAUAGAGGAACGCAUAACAAAAAGUUCAGGAAGGAGAAGCAGUGAUGGAAAACGUGAAGAAAGAAAUUUACAUGGCUCAUCUGAAAAGAGAUACUAUCAAGACCAGGUCUCCGUAAAACGAGAAAGGGAUAAUAGGUCUGAUCAUAUAAGAGACAAUCGACAUCACAAUGGACUACAUGAUAAUUACGAGAAACGACAGGAUAAACACUUAGAUAGACAUAAUGACUUCAAUGACAGAAGGCGGGACAGGGAGAGAUAUGCAAGGGACAGCAGCAGAUCUGGAGAACCUAAUGGAUGGGAAGGUAGACGGGAUGAAAGAAUGGAACAUAGAAGAAGAGAUUACCAUGACAAGGAAAGAGAUCGCAGUCGAAGAAAUGAUAGUAGAGAGAGAGAAAGGAGAAGAGAUUAUCGAUAAUCGUUAAUAGAUAGCUUAGUUGAAUAUACAUACCAACUGUGAUAAGCUAAUUCACUUGAAAUUAAAAUUUGAAGAUGCAAUGUCCCAUGAAAAAUACCAAAAUAUCAUAAAAAUAAUUUGUGAAUUUAACUUGCUCAUUUUGAAGUAACACGAAUAUUAUAAGAAAGAAUAAUACAU